This is a messenger RNA of Helicoverpa armigera (cotton bollworm), 4114 nucleotides long. RefSeq lists its product as uncharacterized. Lineage: Eukaryota; Metazoa; Arthropoda; Insecta; Lepidoptera; Noctuidae. The record is from RefSeq and is a predicted model, not a curated record. Gene Ontology annotation, cellular component: chitin-based extracellular matrix. The transcript is spliced from 3 exons. Bases 1 to 4077 code for a protein of 1358 amino acids. Gene Ontology annotation, molecular function: structural constituent of chitin-based larval cuticle.
AUGAAGUGGCUUUUGAUAACCCUGGCCAUCGGCCUAGCAGCUGCUGAUAAACUGGAUCGCACCUACCUUCCACCACCAGGUGCACAAUUCUCUGGAGGCAUCCUGGGAAGUCAUGAUGCUCCAUUGGAACCACCUCAUUUACAACCAGGAUUAGAAACUGCCGUAACUGGAGGGCCGCUAGGACCUCAAACCAAUAUUGGAAUAAAUGGAGAACCUGUAAACUUUGGGGAUAAGAUUCCUAAAGUUCCAGUUAACUACAGCCCAGAUAAGUUUCCGACAACAACAACUUCUUACGCAUUCUCGCAGACAACAACCUACCCGCCUACUGAAGGUUUUGAAACUACACCUUUGCCUAUCAAUCCCGUCACUGGAUUACCAAUUCAGGGCAACAUCCCGUUUGGACCUCAAGGACAGCAGAAUAUUCAGAAUCUACCAGGCUAUGCUAUCAAUCAAGCACCAACCUAUGGGCCCACUGUUCAGCCAGUGUUUGUUCCUGGCACCAACAAUCAGUUAGCUAACCAGCCAAUAAGUCAAUAUCCGGGACAAAAUAUAAUCACACCGGGAGGUGUCGCUCAAAUACCUGGAAAAGGGUAUCAGACGUAUGAUGUUAACCAGGGUCAGGUACAAUAUCCCGGACAGGGUAUAGCAGAACAGCAAGGAACUCAAUACACUGGUGCUCCUGAUAUCAAUCAAAGCCUUAAUCAAUACCCAGGACAAAAUGGGGUCUAUGGACUUGGAAGCAUUCCUGGAGCCACUCAAGGGUCGGUUCAAUAUCCUACCCAACAGACUUAUACAGGUCAGCCUGGAUUCACUUCAACAACUGCUGCUCCUACUAAUCUGCAAACUGGUGGCAACCAAUAUGGUACCAUAGUUAAUCCUGAUGGUUCUCAAGGAACUUAUUCGGGCCAGCCGAUAAAUGUUCAAAACUUGGGAGAAAUACAAACUACUCAAUCUCCUUUCCCAAACCAAGAACAACUCAAUAUUGGCAGUAAUCCAUCAUAUCCUACUAACAAUCAAAAUUAUGAUGUAUCUGGAUCAACGCCUUCAACCAUUCCUUCUAAUUACUACAACGGUGUCUCUAGCACAACUGCUCUGCUAGAAGUACCAUCAUCUACUUCAGCCUAUCCUAUCCGUCGAGUUUAUCGCCCAGAAAGACCACAAGCUGCUGCUGAUAGGAACGCUGUGAUUCUUAACUAUGAGAAUAUACGAACUCCGAAUGGCUACUCAUAUAGUUUUGAUACCUCGAAUGGAAUACAUGCCGAUGAAAGCGGUAUUGUAGAUAAUGGAACUAAAGCUCAAGGAUCGUAUUCAUACAUUGGUGAUGAUGGAAAAGAAUAUAGUGUUAUCUACACGGCUGAUGAGAACGGUUUCCAGCCUCGCGGUGAUCAUCUGCCUACCCCUCCUCCUAUUCCUGAAGCCAUUCAGAAGGUUAUUGAACAAGCUGCUAAAGAUAAACUCGCCGGAAUAUUUGACGAUGGAUCGUAUGAUGAAGCUAAAUACGGUGACAAUAAAUUUCAAGGACCUGCAUACCGCCGCCGGCCACAAAAUCAAAAACACAAGGGCAGAUUUGACAGCAAACAUCCCAAAGGUGGACAAAAGGAUCCUGCAGUAAUCAAACCUAUCGUAGGAAUAGUGGACGAAGAAUAUGAUGAAAUUAUUCCUCAAGAUCAAUUGAACAGCAACGGUCUGAUCACUGAUAGCAGAAAAAGCUCAAACGGAAAGUUACCGACAGGUAUGAUAAAUGAUGGCUCUUCAAACAGAGGCACUAGCAAAAAUAAUGUCCAGGUAACUGAGCCAACCAAAACAAUUUUAGGUAACGGUGAUGUAUUACUAGGAAGUGUAGAUGAAUAUGGAAGGCCAGGAACUAAACUUGACAACUAUGGUAUUAAAAAACAAGGAUCUACCGGACGUCCUCAAUUAUCAAAUGGGGAUAUUGUGCCCGUAGAUGCAAAUGGAAAUACCGACCAAAGUAAUAUUUUUGGAAUGAAAAAUCGACAAGAUGUUACCAACACAAAGUACCCUGGAGCUCACGUAGAUAUCAGUGGAAAGCCUAUACCUGGCAGUCUUGGUGAUGAUAAAAGGCAGGACACUAAUCUUAAUAAUCCUGGGUUUUCUGAUGGGCAGUCUCAGUAUGCCAGCAGUACUGCCACUACGCCGAUAGUUACCGAUACAAACCAAAUAAGGACACAAAAGAUAAAAGACGAUAAAACACCUGGUUCUGAAAGAACUGAAUAUAGUCAGAAUCGAAACAACUUACCACAGACUUCAACAUCAUCUCAAAGAAACAACGAAACUCCUUCGAUCUCAGAUUAUAUUAACAAUGCUGAUAACGGACUAGUAAGAAACCAACAACAAACUCAACAAGAUGACAAUGGGUACUAUUACCAGCAACCAAACACCAAAUUUGAACAGAACACCUUCCCAACACGAUUCAAUCCUCAAGAAAUAUCUUCAACUAGGAAACCAGAUCAAGGUAGAAAUCAAUAUGUACAAGGAACCACUCGUAGACCGUUUAUAACUCCAAAUGUUUACGAUAAAAAUGAGAAUAUCAUUAAUGAGUCUCCCCAGACCAGUACACAAUCUACGAGCCGAAGACCAUUCAUGACCAUAAGAGUCACCUCACCUGCAGGAAAUUCUUACACUGACUACGAUGAUGGUCAAGAUUAUGUAACCGAUCAAGAUAUUGGUGAUGACAGGAUUUAUUCCGAUAAAACACUUCCUCAAAAGAGUGGAACUACUGCUAGACCUUCAAUUUAUCAAUCAACUCAAACAUCUAGGCCACAAUUCGUUACAGGUGAUCAAAGCAAACGUGUCAAUCAAAAAGGUUAUGUAACUCCAGGACAAAGGACUGAAUAUUCAGAAACUGUAACGCCAGGGUAUUCUUACGAGUCGACCACACCAAUGUUUGCUCAAAAUUCUCGAUUUGGAACCACUCAAACUCCCCGAAGAAUGAAACCUCAACAAAAUGGUUCAUUGGCUAAAGUUAUUGAAUCUACUUUUGGUGUCAUGAGGCCUGUUAGUACUCAAUCUCCAACACAAAGGAGGCCUUCGGACUUUGAAUAUAAGACUUCAAAUGUAGGGUCUGGUUACCCAACAACUCCUUCUACUCCUGGUUACAAUUUGGCGUCUACAAACCCUGGAGCGACCUCGCCUCAGAACUACUACUCUUCUACAUUUAGGCCUUCUCAAGAAUACUCUACUACAUCAGUUCUACCACCAACAUCUGAAUUCACAAGGUACAAUAACAACCAAGGUUAUGGCCCGUCUUCUCCUUCGUCAUUGAAACCUUCGCAAAAUGAUGGUGGCUUCAAUACUGGCUAUCAUUAUGGACCUCCUAAAUCUGAUCUUUCUACCGGGUUAUUAAAUCCUGCCCCAUCUCAAAUUCCUGGAGUAGCUCCAACACAGUCAAAUGGUAAUUACCAAUCUUCUUACCAACAAGGUCCCGGAGGCUUUCCGAGUACUACUACAGCAUUCCCAACAACUGGAAGUCAAGGGACUUUCAUUCCAUCUCAACCUGGAACUACUGCAACUAAGUCUUCACCAUACGGUCCUUACCAAGGACAGUACCAAAAUGGUCCUUCAACGCCAGGUUAUUCUACUAAUAUAAUAUCUUCUACACCUGGCAAUAAACCUGUUUUCCAAUAUCCUGGAUCUGGAAUAUCUAAUCUUCAAGGCACCACUGGUCCUGAAUAUGGACCUUCAAGACAGUCUUACCCCUCUUCUGAAUCACCUUCAAAUAUAGGCACUACUCCAGAAUCCUUCGUGCCAUCGAGAACAUCUGCACCAGUUCAAGAUUACUCAACUACCUAUCGCCCUGGUUUCCAAACUACUAAAGAUAACUUUGUAGGCGGUCCUACAGUAGAUGGCUUCGGCAGACCAAUUACAACUGACCAAGGUGAUUCUUAUCCUGGAUUGUCACAGACUACACAAGGACCAAGUACAGUAAGACCUAUUUAUGGAGGUACUGGAUCGACCUCAUAUCCUGAAACUUAUGUUAAGUCUACGGUUAUUGGAGAAGACUUCAGUGGACCGAAACAGCAGCAAAGAUUCGACCCUAAGACAGGUUAUCAUUAUUAAUGAUUGAUGUAAAUUGAAGAUAUUUAUUUUUGUUAUA